UUUUUGAGCGUGUGGGAAUUGCAAAGUUGCAGUAUCCGAGCCGGUGGAAUGCGAGCUGCGAGACCGCUGGCGACCAAGCCACACGAUGGGCCGCCUCAUCGCCGCCACCUCUGGGACGCGCGCAGCGACUGCUGGCAGCUGCGCGUCUGUGCGCUCGUGCUAAGCGUGUGCACCUUUGGCAUCUUCCUCUUCAUGGAGCUCAUGCCGGAGCCCGACGUCACGCUCCUCGCCCUCGGCACGCUCAUGGUCGCGUGGAUCGGACCGCUGACGCUGCUCGCGGGCACUCAGUCGCCAGCGACGAAAGGCCACUUUACGUGGUGGCAGCCGUUCGAAGGCGGCUUCAGCUUUGUGUGCAUGCAAGCGUUUGGCUGGUCCAUGAUUGCGCUCUUCCUCGCGCUCUGCCUCGUCAUCUUGGCCAACUUUACCACCAUCACGCGCUUUGAAGGGCAGUUCCUUCUUCUCGGUAUCGUCGCCUUUAUCGCGCAAGCGCUCUUGAACUUGAGCAUCGAUCAGUUUGUCGUGCCGGACGAGAGCACGCCGACGUCGCUUGUCCAGCGGUCCUUCCUCCCCGGCUGGUCCAAAGCCCUUGUCGCGAUCCUUGUCUCGCUCUCUGGGACCAUCUUCUUUGCUGUGUACGACUCAGGUCUCUUUGCGUCCGGCGGCGUCCUUCUGCCCAUGGGCGUUGCUCAGUUUGCGCUCUCGGCGGUGCUCCUGCAUGUCUGCGUCGGCGUGCUCGAGAUGCCGGGCUACCGGCUCUGGCAGCCGUUCGAAGGCGGCUCGGUCUUUCUUCUGCUGCAGUUUUUCGGCUGGAGCUUCUUCACGUGCAUGGCGGUGGCGACCGCCUGCCUCGUCUGCUUGCAGAGCCACUCGUACGGUCUCGCGCUCUGCUCUGGUCUUCUCGGGCUCGUCUCGCAAGUGCUCUUGCUGAGCUCGCUCUACUGCUUCAAGGUAUCCGAGCACCCGCGAACGGCGUGGAGCUACAUGCAAAUUCCCGAAGAAGGGUUCCUUAGCGGUAUAUUUGCCAUCUUUGCCUGCCUCCUCACGACGCUCGUGUGCCACUCGUCGCUCUUUCCGUGUUUGUACGUGCUCGUCGACGGCAACACGCGCUUGCUCGGCAUGGUGUGCCUCCUCUUGCUCGCCGGUGCGAGUCCCGUCGCCCACUGCGGCGGCUACCGCAGCGUGCGCGGCUACAAGCUCUGGCAACCGUUUGUCGGCGACUCGAAAUUUGUGUUUUUACAGUCGAUGGGGUGGCUCUGGUACGGCAUCUUCCUCGGCGUCUCGCUCUUGCUCCUCCUCAACGACGACGCGUUCCUGACGCACGUCUUGCCGCUCGCGUGCGUCACGGGCUCGAUCGCCGCGCUCGCCAUCUCGCUCUCGAUGCCCUUUUUCGAGGUCGAGUCGGCGUCGUCACAUGCUUUGUCGACAACGUCCAUGCUCUGGACGGGCGAGUAUGUCCUCAGCCUUCUCCUCUCGUUUGCGACGAUUGUCCUGCACCUCGCCAUCGAGCUCCUCCACCUCAACGGCCGCACCGCGUUUGUGUGCUUGGCCCUCGGCCUCGUCGCGUCCAGCGUCGCCGUGGUGACGACCCACGGCCUGGGCACACGCCUCCAUGCGGGCUAUGCCUUUUGGCAGCCGUUUUGCGGCGGCGACGCCUACGUCCUCCGCCAAGCGCUCGGGUGGACCUUCUUCUCGAUCUUUGUGCUCUUUGACUGCGUCUCGCUCGGUGCCAUGUGGAACGAAAUGCACGUCCGACCCGGCGUGCUCUUGGCGCUGAGUUUAUACGGCCUUGUGCCCCACAUUGUGCUCGGAUCGUCGCUGACGCUCUUUGCGCCGACGACGCCCGCGCCAACGCCGUCCAUGCAGCCACUGCGCGUCUCGAUGCUCGCAAGCGCCGCGCUCGAUCUCGGGUCGAUCACGCUCUUUUGCUGUGCCGAAGGCUUCAAGGACGCGGCCUGGUCCUUUGUGAGUGAAGUGCUCUUUGUGAUUGCGACCAUCGUGGCGGUCAUUGGGCUUGCGUGCACGCACUGCAUCUGCGGCCCCCAGCUGGACCCGAGCUACCGCGUCUUCCAGCCGCUUCGCGGUGGUCUCCGCUUCGUCGUCUACCAAGGGGUCGGCUGGACGCUGGCCGUCAUGGCGUGGGUAGCAGCGUGCACGGUCAUCUACUGGCACAGCUCAUUUCUCAAAGUCCACGGCAUCGUCGCCGCCAUCGGCAUGAUGUUCUUCGUUGCGCAAACAGUCCUUCUCGGGAGUCUCCGGUGCUUUGAGCCGCCGAUGACGCCGCCGACGACGCCGCCGACCCGCCGCGUUCUCCCGCAUGUCCGCAUCGAGUCGUGUUUGGGGCCGAUCCUCGGGUUAGUGUCGUGCGCCGCGUUUGCCCUCGUCGACCUCGUGCUCUUGCGCUGCGGCGCGACGCUGCCGGCGUUCCCGCUCACGAUUUGCGCCGCGAUUGCGCUCUUUGCGUCGAUCCCGCUCACGUAUCGCUUUGCGAACCGCGGGCGCAUGCUCUACCAAGUGCUCGGGUACACGCUCUGGUCGUUCACGCUGCUGCUUGCGAUUCUCUUUACGAUCAACGUGUGGCACCAAGACGCGCACCUCUGGCUCGGCGUCUCGACCGGCGCGAUCGGCUUUGCGGCUCAUUUCGUCUUGCUCUUCUCACUCUCACCGCCCGAGCGCUUACCGCCGCUACUGCUGCCCUUGGCCGGCACGGGGGCCGCGCUGCUCAUGUGGGCUGUCGACAACCGCCUGUCGCUCGACACGCUCUUGUCGGUCGUACUCUCGCCCAUGCAUGUGCUCUACCUCGCGUGCUGCGUGCUUGUGCUCGCCGUCACCAUGUGCCUCCUGACGUGGAUGCGUCGGUCGAUGGCACCGCGACAGCACUACGUCGUCCGCCGCAGUGCGCCCCAUGUGACGGCGCGUUGGCCACCCGACGUGGUCUUGACGCUGUGUGAGUUUCUGUCGUUCCGGGACCUUGCGCACUUGGCGUCGACGUCGCGAGCGCAUCGCGAUGACGUGUUUACCGCCGACGUGUGGCACACGCUGUUUGUGCGCCGCUGCGGCGCGCCGCCGUCCAGCAUUCGAGACGACACGUGGCACCGCGUCACGCACGUGCCGUCGACGCGGCUCUUCUCCGACACGCUCUGCGUGCGCGUCGAGCGCUGCUUGUUGCAGUGGUUUUGCGACUGGGACUUGCCCCAUACGCGCGUGGUCCCGCCGACUCUACCGUUGCCGCAGACCGAGAGCGUCUGGAAGCGCGUGCUGGCGGUCAUCGACGGCGGCGGCGCGUUCUACCACUGCCAACUCUGCAAGGCAUUUGAGGUAGUCACGCCGCACCAAGCGCGCUUCGAGCACGCGUACGCUUGCGAGGAGCACCAGACGUCGUCGUGGGUGCCGUCGCUGUGCGGCUGCACGCACCCGAUCACGCGCGCGCGCAAGGUCGCCCACCGCCGCUGCCUCGAAAACUCGUUAUUCGACCAAGACAUUUGUGAGGUGCAUGCGACGGCGGUGCUCGGGUGGCGGCCGCCAACGACGGUCCUCGAGCUGUCGCGGACGACGCGGAUCGACGCUACGUUUGUGCUCUCGUGCCUCAAAGUGCUGCUGGUGCUGGCGGCCGUCCUGCAGUACGCGGGCUUUGGCUGGAAAGCGCCGGCGUUGUACCUCUGGCUCAUGCACACGACGUUUCUGAGCUCGCUCUUGCACUCAAGUCGGUUUGACUUGGUCAUCCAGCGCAUCUGGGACGACCUCUUUGCGUUCCCGCUCUACUUGCGGCUCUACUAUACCCUCUUUGCGUCGAGCUUUCUACUCGUGUUGUGGUGCUCGCCGCUCUGGUCAAGUGCGUCGUACGUUCUCCACGGGCUCUUUGUCCUCAACGUCUGCCUCUACGCACUCCUUUCGUCGCUGACGCUGUUUGCGUUUUGGAAGACGCACGCCGGGGUGCGCACCGUCCUCUCGCCGCGCCCCCACAUGGCGAGCUUGCCCCUCCGCGCCCGCUGCACGCUCUGCCGCCUCCAUCUCUGCGUCACGCCCGCCCAAGUCGUCGUUGUGCCCAGUGAGUAGUAGGUCCUGCCUUUGAUCAGCUCUCUAUCCAAUGCUGCAUGCCAA
Saprolegnia diclina VS20 is the source of this 4098-nucleotide messenger RNA. RefSeq lists its product as hypothetical. Bases 49 to 4053 code for a protein of 1334 amino acids. The record is from RefSeq and is a predicted model, not a curated record. The transcript has 4 exons. Lineage: Eukaryota; Oomycota; Saprolegniomycetes; Saprolegniales; Saprolegniaceae.